CAAAACAAUCGGCUUGGUUCGUGGACCCGUGGGCAACUUCCGGGAAUCGCGUCGGACAUCUUGCGGAGUACAGUUUAGAUGGUCUCGAUGAAUAAUAGACAAAGUUUGCGGGCGACGACGAGUCGGUGAUCGAACGGUCUCGGGCCUGGAGGACGUCCGUGUGGGCCGGAAGUCGCGCACGAUACACGCACCCUGACCGUUGGGAGCCGGUCGGUGGCCCAGGUCGUGUUUGCACCCGCGUCGAUUGAUUCCGUUUGCCUCCUCGAAAGGUAAACGGAAGACGGCGCGGCGCAUUCUUCCGAAGGACGGUCGUCGGUCGGUUCGUCGGUUUCGUCGCCGACAGUAUCGUCGCUGGCCACGUGCGUGUCGUUUACGCCACGGGCGAGCCGGGUUCACGCGUUAUUUCGGGCACACGGGAUCCUGCCGAGUGAAUAAUCGCGAGUGUUGGGUGGCGAAAACACCGUCGAAUAGGACUGUCGUCGGUUAGAAAGUCGCCGGCCGGAAAGGGUUUCGCAGAAUUGACGAUCGCGAAUCGCAGGAUACGCUGGCGGAACCGGUUAUAUCGUGGGACCGAGCCGCGGCGGAGGGCCGCCGGGCCCCCGGAAAGGGAGAGAUCAACGAGUAAAUAUUAACCCUCGACGUUUUCGAGGUUUCGCCGGGCCGGUUCGCGACGACGAGAUGACGCGGUAUCAGGCGCAACAGGAAUCCUCGAAAGAUUGUGAUUGAAGUGCGACGAUCGAGUGACCGAGGAACAGGUGCGUUCGGCUACGGGGGACCAUGGCGCAGCCUAGAGCGGCGUUCCUCCAGGACCAAUAGAUUGUUCGCCUGCGUCUGACAGAAACGACAUGGACGUACGGACAGAAAGAUCUCGAACCGCUGGCCGGAUAGCGCCGACCGGACGCGUUACUCCGACCAUACAUCAAACGGCCGGAGGAAGAAGGAAGGCGAUACCGGUCCCGCCGCCCCGGGUGCCAACCCCCAUGCCCACCGCCAACAAUAAUCAACAGAAAAACAAUGCGAACGUCGAUGCCCCGCCCGUCGUCGUCCCGCCGCCGAAGAAAGAGCCGCACGAAAACAUCGCCCGAAUAGCGAAGCGGUACCUCGACGACAACAUGCAGCAGGCGUGGAUCAAUCCCCGGCUAAUAUCAAUGAUUAACAUGGAGGCGGUGACGUCGACCGACUACGACUCGUCGAACCUGAGCAGAAACUUCAACCAGGUGGGCUUCAACACGUACAACUACUCGCAAUUCGAGGAGAAGUACAAGCCCCGACAGGUACUGAAAUACGGCGACGAGUAUCUGGAGUACGGGCGGAAUUCGGUGAGGCUGGGCACGAACGAUAGGUUCGGCAGGUUCGCGUCGUCGAGGCACCAGGACGGUGUCGGCAAGCUGGAUCACAAGUACGCGAGAAGUCACUCGCAGCCGGAGAGACAGCACCAUUCGUCUCACGAGGCCCGUUCAAAGUCGCAGGACUCCCGCGAAUUAACCUUCUAUCAGAUCGAUCCGCCGGUGAAGCCGGAGAACGUGCAGCACGUCCACUCGAAGGCGCAUCGUUCCGCGACGGAGAAGGGCCAGGGCAAAAAGGAGCUGACCUUCUACGAGAUCGAUGGGCCGGUCACGCAAGAAAAGACGAAAGACGCCAAGUUCGAGGCGUGCAAAGAGAGGGGCGAGAAGCGGGACAAGUGUCACGCCGGCCAAGAAAAACCGAAUCCGACGAAGCACGUCGGCAAGCAGAGCCAUCAGGAGCAAAAGACGAACCCGCCGAACUAUCAGCUGAACAGGUCGCAGUCGGACCUGACCGAGUGCCAGCUGCCCAAUUAUUACAGACACCAGAACAACCCCUACAUCGAUCCGCCCAAGUACAGGCCGUUCGACAGGCCGCCGAGGUACCAGGAAACGCCACCCAAGUCGGAGCCUCCGCCCAAGUACUCGGAAGUGGCCAAGAGACAGGACGACUGCAAACGAACUCAGGUGAGUAUAUCGGCUUUGCUGGAAAUGGAAGCAAAGUAA
Molecule: messenger RNA, 2009 nt
Organism: Megalopta genalis
Lineage: Eukaryota; Metazoa; Arthropoda; Insecta; Hymenoptera; Halictidae
Source: RefSeq, a predicted model, not a curated record